AUGUCUUCUCACAAGACUUUCAGGACCAAGUCAUUCUUGGCCAAGAAACAAAAGCAGAAUCAUCCCGUUCCCCAGUGGAUUCAGAUGAAAACUGGUAAUAAAAUCACAUGCAGCUCCAAGAGGGGACAUUGGAGAACCAAACUGGGUCUAUCAGGGAUCACACAGGAGAUGGCACCCAUGUUUGCACUGCAUGAUGGUCACGUGCUCAUAUCACUCUGUAAAUAUCACUACUAUCUAAACAAUAGACGUGUUUUAUCAGAAAAAUGA
Ailuropoda melanoleuca (giant panda) is the source of this 267-nucleotide messenger RNA. RefSeq names its product 60S ribosomal protein L39-like. Gene Ontology annotation, biological process: translation. The record is from RefSeq and is a predicted model, not a curated record. Gene Ontology annotation, cellular component: ribosome; cytosolic large ribosomal subunit. Bases 1 to 267 code for a protein of 88 amino acids. The transcript has a single exon. Gene Ontology annotation, molecular function: structural constituent of ribosome. Lineage: Eukaryota; Metazoa; Chordata; Mammalia; Carnivora; Ursidae.